UCAUGACGGUUGUUUCUAGGAACGGGCCCCAGAUUCAUUCAAGGAGCGCGUCAAGUCCUCUUCAGCUUCGAGUCUUAUCUUGUCCUCGAUUCUGAUAUAUAAUAGUCUAGUGUCAGCUCGCUCAUGACUCUGUGAAUUCCAAACUACGGAAUCCUGUACAUAAAUUUCUCCUCGCGGAGCACUAGAGUCUACACAAGCCCAAAUCUGACGCCGAACUGGAGUGUUUCAAGACACUUUCCGAGCUGAUCUGCUGUGAAGUGAAACUUUUGAUGAAAAAUGGCAUCAGUCAAUCAGGACCAGCAACCACUCAACUUGGCUUCAAGAAUGGAUUUGCCUAAUCCAGUGAGUCUUGAUGACAUGAAAGGAAUAUUUGCUUCUCAAAAUGUUGAUCUGGAUGCUAGAGACGAACUGCAUGGUUGGUCACCUUUGAUGAUCGCUUGUGCUAAAGAUAAGAAGGAAAUGGUCCAGCUCCUCCUUGAUCAUGGAGCUGACCCCAAUGCAAAGGGCUCCAAAGAUGGAAACACACCGAUGCACUGUGCUUCCGUGGGCUACAAGUGUACAAAUAUUCCACUUUUUGCUAGUGAUCACUGUAAUGGCUGGGACAUACAGUCAAGAAAGGAGAUCCUCAGACUUCUCAUCAAUCAUGGCGCAACACUGACCUGUAACUCAAAUGGACUUGAUCCUCCUUGCAUCGCAGCAAUUUACAACUUCCAAGACAUCGUUGAAUUCUUUAUCCAGGGGAAAACCCAUGAAUUGCAAUUGUGCAAUGCAGAAAAGGCAAGAGUUUAUGAAAUUCUUGGAGUGGCACUGGGCCUUAAUACCAACCUCAAUGCACCUGCUUGCACAGGUGAGAACCACCCAUGUACGCAUUUCUGCAAAGCUCUGUCUAUUCACGAAGAAAGUGGCAUUACAUCCUUUAGAAAUCAUGGAAAGUCUGACGCAGCUGCUUCUUUCUCUCUUUUCUCUGAAACAACGGAAUGCAAGACUCAAGAAGACUGGGAAAACAUUAAGUCAGAUCAUUCGUCUUUAAAGAACCAGUGCUUCUUGGUUGCAGAAAGAGUGCUCCCAGAGGAAAUGAAAGAUGGCUACAUCUUGCAAAGAGUUUUCCAGCAUGGGCUUGAUGGCGUGAUGUUUCACAAGGGAAAGAUCCAGGAAACACUGUCUCAAGGUUGUCAGAUCUGUAGAGAAUCAAUACAAUUGGAGCUGGAAUCAAAACUUGAGCUUGGAUCAGUCCUUUUAGAGAUAGUGAAUGGUAUCCGUUUCACAAAACUUGAAGAUGAAGUAUUUGAUGAGUGUUACAAGUUGCUAGAUCUUUGUCUUCAGGUGUUUAGUAAAGACUCCCAGGACCAUCUGCACAAGAUGAACUGGCAUUUGGUGAAUGAAGUUGGCAAUUUAUUGUUCGAUAUUGCUCUCUAUCAUGACUGUGCCAAGUCAAAGAAUAUGUUUGAAUCACUGCUUCAGUUUGGUGAAAGAAUGGUAAGAGUUAUUAGAAUACAAAUUGGUGAAAAAUCUUGUGCAUCAAUCACUCGCUGUAUCUUGGAACGCAUUGAUGAAUUAUAUUGGAGGUCUUCCAAAACAGGGGGAAGGAGGAAGAGUACCGACGAAAGCAAGUGAAAGAGAAUUGUAUGAAGCACUUGAUCUCAAGGAUGGUGCGAUUUGAAGAUGCAACUCGAAUCGUAUUCGGGAAAUCAAUGUUGCAUUCGUUACUGGGUGAUGGUCAUUAUGCCAAACAGCAUUUCACAAAGGAAACUGCUCUGAUCCUCAUCCGCAAUGGGUGUGAUAUUGAAGCGCAAAAUGCUGUUGGUUUGACAGUGGAAGAGAUAAUCUGUAAAAGUAGCCGUUUUGAUCCAGAUGCACCAGAAAAUGAAGAGCUAAUGACCCUGUUAUCCCCACCAAGAACAGCGUUACCUCUCCAAGAAAUAGCAGCAAGAACAAUCCUUCGCUGCAAGAUCCCGCAUGAGGGCAUAGUACCAAGACAUCUGUCUGUUCUUGUUACAGGGGAAGUAGAAUACUCAGACUCAGAACUCUUCCUAGAAGACUCUCCUAGUGACUGUGAGUCAAGUGCAAGUGAGUAUUGUGGAUGGUAUAAUUCCAGUCAUGAUGGUAGUGUAUCUGAUGGUUUUUAAUGUCUGAUUGACAUGAUACUCCCUGCCCUUGGUCCUGUCUCAUUAAACUAAUAAUAAAUGCUCGGCCACUAGUAAUACACUUGCCCUCCCUUGAACCAGUAAACAAAUAGAUGAUAGGCUUAGCGCUUUUUAAGUUACUGCCCCAAAAGCCUGAACUGCCAUACUCUUGCAGCUUUCAAGGCAUGUCUGCAUCUGCAAUACAUCUUUUCUAAUUUCUUUUUAUAUUCCUCUUUGUAAUCAAUGUAUGCUUUGUUCGUAUAGUAAUGUUCUUUUGCUUUGUAAGUAUUUUCUUUUUAUGCGCUUUGUAUCUUAUGAAAAGGCACUUUAUAAAUGAAAUGAUAUUAAUAUUAUCAUAUUUAGUAACAGCUGUUACAUUUCAAAUUUGCUAACGGCCAAUCAAAUGCAAUGAUUUUACUAGCUCAUAAUAGUUAAUUGUAACUUGUUGAUAGACAUUUUAUGAAACAGGGCCAAGAUUUAAAAGCUAAUACCUUCCCCGACAUGGGGUAUUCAGAUAAAAAGAAUUCAGAUGGUCCUGAAUCUUCAUGCAAAGUAAUCAUAUCGUGAAUUUUCUUGUUUGUAGCAUAAUAUGGAUGGGCCUCAUGAUACACUUUCCACAGCUGUAAACAUGCACUGUACGUAUGUACAGUUUGUCAUUUUAAACCUUGUGAAAAUGUUGCAGUCCAAUCAGAUUAACAUCGAUAGGAUUAGAUUAAAUUUUCAAAAGUGAAUAUACAUGUAUGUCCACUUUUAGGUCUCCCAUGGUCAUAUGAAUAGGGAAAUUGAAUGGGGGGGGGGGGGGUUAGAGAACAAUCUUUUAACUAUCUCCAGCUUGUAUGUUUGUGGAUAGGUGUCCAUUCAAGCUAGAUGAAAACAAUGAAUGAUACCAAACUCCCGCCCCUGAAUUUUAAAAAGAACAUUUUCUUGUGGCAUUUUCUAAAGAAACAGACUUAUGAAUAUGACUCAGCUGAAUGUCUUCACAAAUCCUUGAAAUAGAUUGUUUCCUUAAUCAUUGUUUAUAUAUAGUUAUUUUUAUUUUAGAAAUCUCUGUUUCAAAUUAGAUAACACGUAAAAGAUAUUUAUUAAAGGAGAAAUGUGUAUUGUAUUAGACAUACAUGCAUAUUUUCGAGAAUUUGAAUUCUAUGAAAUAAACUGUGAUCUGCCAUUACUCUUGCAAAUUAUUUUCUCUGGGCUAUAUUUUCUCAAAGAGGCGAUAUGAGCCUAUUAGGUAAACGUUGAAUAUAAGUGAUAGGAGGAAUCGCCCUUGGAUUUCUCUAAAUACUUACAUGUGUGUAUAUAUACAUGUAUAUACACACACUCUUAAUGAGCGUAUAACUUGAGUUAUUACAUCAAGGCAUGUAUUACGUCAACAGAAAGUUGUUCUUGAUGUUAAUUUCAGACUAUCUGUAAAGGAGACAAAUUCAUAUAUGCAUGUAUAUGUAUUUAAUGAGUUAUAAGCUGUAAUACCUGGAUCAAAUAAAUAUUGGCAUUCUGGAGGGUGUUUUUGCCUCACACUGUUAAUAUUAUCUGUUGAUUUUAUUGUGUAUUUUUGAUAAAAUAGUUGUUAUUCAAUUAA
Messenger RNA from Strongylocentrotus purpuratus (purple sea urchin), 3699 nucleotides. RefSeq names its product protein fem-1 homolog B. The record is from RefSeq and is a predicted model, not a curated record. Gene Ontology annotation, molecular function: protein binding. The coding region runs from base 277 to 1614 and encodes 445 amino acids. Lineage: Eukaryota; Metazoa; Echinodermata; Echinoidea; Camarodonta; Strongylocentrotidae. The transcript has 2 exons.